Messenger RNA from Benincasa hispida (wax gourd), 1262 nucleotides. NCBI's taxonomy places the organism in Eukaryota, Viridiplantae, Streptophyta, Magnoliopsida, Cucurbitales, Cucurbitaceae. The record is from RefSeq and is a predicted model, not a curated record.
CCAUAUAAAAUGCCUCUCACCCAUAAAUUUUCUUUCUUUACUUUUCAUUCUCUCUAUAAUUUUCUCAACCACCAACACGGUGGCUCAGCCGCCGGAAACCACCACUCACGGCGGCGAUACAAAAUUCAAUGAAACUAAAAAUGAGAGAGUAUUAUUAAUACUGUGUAUAUCUUGUCUCCUUUGUCCUUUUUUCUUUAAUUUUUUUUUAUUUUACUCUUUUUCUCAUUGAAGAGUCCGCCUUGUGUCCUUCAUGCUUCUUCUGUGGUAGCUUUUAUUGUUCUUGCCUCCCUCUCUCCUUCCAUUUCUCUCUCUAAAAAACCUCACCCUUUAUAUAUAUACACACUUUUUUUCAUUUUUUGCUUCUAUAAAAUCAAUCACAAAUUCCAUUUUUCAUCUCUCCCUCUCUCUCUCUCUCUCUCUCUCUCUCAUUGAUUUGAUUCAUUUCAAUGGCUGUUCAAGCUCAAUACCCUUCCAAUGUCCUCCUCCUUAACAGAAAUAUUCAAGAUACUGAGCAUGAUUAUUCAUUGCAACCUCAGCCUGGUGGAGUUGGAGGAGGAGGAGGUGGAGGAGUUCUUCAACAGUCUCAUGCUCUGUUCAACAAUGGAGGUGGGAAUCAUUCGAGUAAUUUAAGGAAAAGAGGAAGAGAUAAUUCUGUUUCUGUCUCACCUCCCAUAAUCAAUCCUCUCUGUUUUCAACCUCAGAUUAUUGACCUUUCUCAGCUUCAUAACCACCAUCAUCCCUCCAAUGUCGUCUCCACCGGACUCCGGUUGUCUUCGGGUGACCAACCACUUAAUCUUUACCAUCACCCGCCGCCGCCUCCGCCGUCGCAGAAUGAUGCCAGUCUUGUUUCUCUCUCUUCCUCUGUUUUUAUCUCCGAUGAUUUUUCCUCUCAAAUCAAACAGCACCGUGAUGAAAUUGACCAAUUCCUUCAAACCCAGGAGGAAGAGCUGCGGCGGGCGUUGGCGGAGAAACGGCAGAGGCACUACCGGGAACUACUGGCAGCGGCGGAGGAGAGGGCGGCGAGGAGGUUGAGAGAGAAGGAAGUGGAGGUGGAGAAAGCCACGCGUCGCCAUGCGGAGUUGGAAGCACGCGCCGCCAGGUUGAGCAUGGAGGCGCAGGCGUGGCAAGAGAAGGCCAGGGCAGAGGAGGCGGCGGCAGCGGCACUGCAGGCUCAGCUGCAGCAAGCGAUAAUGAGGGGCACCGGGAGUGGCGGCGGCGGAGACGGCGGUGUAGUAGGAGACUGGUCUCUUAUACACAUCUAG